CUGCCCUUCCUCUCCCACUCUGAGAGCAAGCGGGUUGUGAAGGCACGGAGGAACUCUGCCAUGAGGACUGCCAGGCAGUUCGUGCAGGUGGCUCUGGCCCUCUGCUGCUUUGCAGAUAUUACCUUUGGAAUUGAGGUUGACUGCAGCCAGUAUUCCAGUGGCAUCAGCAAGGAUGGGACGAGCUGGGUAGCCUGCCCAAGGAAUCUGAAACCUGUCUGUGGCACAGAUGGCUCCACAUACAGCAACGAGUGUGGGAUCUGCCUCUACAACAGUCAGCACAAUGCAAACGUUGAGAAGGAACAUGAUGGAGAGUGCAGGCCAAAGCACGUUACAAUUGAUUGCACUCACUACCCCCGAUUUGUAAAAGAUGGAAAAGUCAUGGUAGCCUGCCCAAGGAAUAUGAAACCAGUCUGUGGCUCAGAUAGCUUCACUUAUGAAAACGAAUGUGGGAUCUGUUCCUAUAACGAAGAACACCACACCAACAUUUCCAAACUGUAUGAUGGAGAAUGCAAGAUGGAGAUUGGCUCACAGAUUGACUGCAGUAAGUACCCAUCUUCAGUCUCUAAGGAUGGCAGAACAUUAGUAGCUUGUCCAAGGAACCUGAAGCCAGUUUGCGGCACAGAUGGUUUUACCUAUGACAAUGAAUGCGGGAUCUGCGCCCACAAUGCAGAGCAGAGGACCCAUGUCAGCAAGAAACACGAUGGAAAAUGCAGGCAGGAGAUCCCUGAUAUUGACUGUGAUCAAUACCCAACAAGAAGAAUUGGUGGCAAACUCCUGGUGCGCUGCCCAAGGAUUCUGCUCCCAGUCUGCGGCACAGAUGGAUUUACUUAUGACAACGAGUGUGGCAUUUGUGCCCAUAAUGUACAACACGGGACUGAGGUUAAGAAAAGCCACGAUGGAAGAUGCAAGGUGCAGAGCACUCCUAUUGACUGCUCCAAAUACCUGAGCAAUACUAAGAACGGUGAAUCCAUUGCUGCCUGCCCCUACAUCCUGCACGAGAUCUGUGGCACUGAUGGUGAGACCUACAGCAACGACUGUGCUCUGUGUGCCCACAACAUCGAACUUGGAACCAACGUUGCCAAAAAGCACGAUGGGAGGUGCAGAAAGGAAGUUUCUGAGCUUGACUGCAGCAAGUACAGAACCUCUACGCUGAAGGAUGGCAGACAGGUGAUGGCCUGCACCAUGAUCUACGAUCCCGUCUGUGCUACCAAUGGUGUCACCUAUGCCAGCGAAUGCACACUGUGCUCUCACAACCUGGAGCACCGGGCCCAUCUUGGCAAGAGAAAGAAUGGAAGAUGUGAAGAGGACAUAACAAAGGAACAUUGCAAAGGGAUUGACCAAGUCUCUCCAGUCUGCACCAUGGAAUACAUACCCCACUGUGCCUCCAACGGCCAGACAUACAGCAACAGAUGUAUGUUCUGCAAUGCAUACCUGGAAAGCAAUAGGACUCUCAGUCUUGUGAGUAUGAGCACAUGUUAACCCUGCACUGGAGUCCUGCGUGGGAAACAAUCUGCCUUGCACACAAGUCUUCAUGGGCCAAUAUUCCUCAACAGUUUUCCUUCAGCUUGUCUUGUCUUCUAAGCUCUCAAUACACCUUUUUGAUGAAUAAACUCACUUGGCAACAUUUA
Molecule: messenger RNA, 1628 nt
Organism: Coturnix japonica (Japanese quail)
Lineage: Eukaryota; Metazoa; Chordata; Aves; Galliformes; Phasianidae
Product: ovoinhibitor
Molecular function (GO): protein binding
Source: RefSeq, a predicted model, not a curated record